Bubalus bubalis (water buffalo) is the source of this 1182-nucleotide messenger RNA. It is a transcript of the gene ZGLP1, whose product is annotated as zinc finger GATA like protein 1. Gene Ontology annotation, molecular function: zinc ion binding; sequence-specific DNA binding. The transcript is spliced from 5 exons. Lineage: Eukaryota; Metazoa; Chordata; Mammalia; Artiodactyla; Bovidae. Gene Ontology annotation, cellular component: nucleus. The coding region runs from base 51 to 872 and encodes 273 amino acids. Gene Ontology annotation, biological process: regulation of transcription by RNA polymerase II; spermatogenesis; oocyte development. The record is from RefSeq and is a predicted model, not a curated record.
CGUGGGCGGGGCCAGGCGAGAUUUGGGAAGGGGGGCUGGGCUAGGAAGCAAUGGAGGCCGAGCCAGCCCCGGACUUCGCCAUGCUGCGAGAGCUGCUAGCGCCGCCCUGCCUGAACCCCGAGCCGCCCCCGGAACCCCCGAUCCGGCAGGCACCAAGGACCCCAGCAUGCCUCAGACCCAGUGGCAGGUCCUUCUGGCCUGCACACCAAGACUCGGUCACCGCCCUGCGCUUCCUCCAAGAGACAGCAGAGGAGCUGGCCCAGACCCCCUGGGACACCCAGGCCCUGGGGCCCUACUGGGAGCCGAAGGCCCUGGAGACCCUGGGACCCCUACCUCAGGCCAAGGAUGACAAGAACAUGCUGACCCCAGUCAGCCAGCAGAGCCCCAACCUGGGGCCCCCACGGGCUCCCCUGACUUCUCCAGCCCAGCCACAGAGGAGGCCCCGGAAGCAGUCAAACCCCCAGCGGGGUGCCGAAAAAGUGGACCCUCUCUUUGAGGGGGUGACCCUGAAGUUUCAGAUAAAGCCGGAUUCCAGCCUACAGAUUAUACCCAGUUACAGCCUGGCCUGCAGCAGCCGCUCUCCAGGGCCUCCCACUCCAGGCCCUGCCAGAGGCCCAGAGGCCAACCCGGGAGGCAGCGAGGCCCUGGCACCCCGCCGCUGUGCUUCCUGUAGGACCGAGAGGACCCCUUUAUGGAGAGAUGCUGAGGAUGGUACCCCUCUCUGCAACGCUUGUGGCAUCAGGUACAAGAAAUAUGGCACCCGGUGUUCUAGCUGCUGGCUGGUGCCCAGGAAAAAUGUGCAGCCCAAGAAGCUAUGUGGCAGAUGUGGGGUGUCCCUGGGCCCCCACCCAGCCUCAGCUCAGGAAGGGUAAGCCCUUCCUCACCCAGCCAAGCCUGGCCUGCCUCAGUUUCUCCAGGGGGAAAAUGGGCUGAAUUCCUCCUAGGGGGAAGAGCCUGAGUCUUGAGGGGUCCAGCCUACCUCCUCUCCACGCCCUCCCCAUCCAGAGACCUCAGAUGGAAGACCCAGGCCUCAAGGCCCCAGAGCUCCUGGUUGGGGGGUCACUAGUCCCCUCUUUGGCUCCUGCUUCAAUCAGGCUUGGCUGAGCACCCCGCUCAGGAAGCGCUGUCAGCAAUGACACUCAUAUUGUUAAUAGAAGUGACAAUAAAGAAUAGAUCUGUUCA